AUGCAUUUUCUCUUGCUUGCCGGCUUUUUCGGUUUCUCGAUGGCGAUGCCCUUUGAUCAGGCUGAGAUCAGAACGAGAGACCGAUCAAAGUACUCGGACGAUUUCGCCCGCAACACCUUUUUCCCAUUAGCGAUGGGCGCUUAUGAGAGCGAUCCGCAAGCCUGUGUCACGUCGGGAAUUCAGGGAAAAGUGAAACGUUUAAUCAACGUUCAAUGUGAUGUGGACAAAAAGGACACUUGUGCCGGUUUCACCGCCUCGUCCGACUCGCUGAAAGCGAUCGUUUUAGCGUUUAGAGGAACAAGUCGAGACUCGCAACUCGUCAUUGAAAUUCUCGAUGCCAUUAAAGAAAUGACUCCAUUUGGCGGCGGUGGAGUUGCUUACUAUUUCUACAAAGGUUUUAUGAGUGUCUGGAAUGGCGGCCUGAAAGACGAUUUUUUGACCCUUCGCCAACAAUAUCCCGAUUAUGAGAUUUGGGUGACUGGCCACUCGUUGGGCGCAUCAAUGGCAGCGAUCGCCGCCGAUUAUUUGGCCAUUAACUAUAAACCCGAUAUGACCAAGUUCAAAUUGAUGACUUUUGGUGAGCCACGAACCGGGAAUGCCUCCUAUGCCACCGCACAUGAUGCACGGCUUCCCUUCUCAUUCCGCGUCGUUCACAAUCACGACAUCGUCCCUCAGUUGCCUUUCCAAUGGAUGGGAUACCAUCAUCACAGCGUUGAGGUCUGGUAUCCAAACAAAAUGGCUGUCGGGCAACCGUUCAAAAUCUGUGCACAACAGGAGGAUCAAAGUUGUCAAGACGGUCAAUUGGACGUUUGGAUUCCGGAUCACGAUGAUUAUUUCGAUAUCGCUGACGAUUGGGUGGGCAAAGGAUGUCCAAGAAAA
Molecule: messenger RNA, 879 nt
Organism: Mesorhabditis belari
Lineage: Eukaryota; Metazoa; Nematoda; Chromadorea; Rhabditida; Rhabditidae
Source: the annotation of a GenBank genome assembly